AUUGCACUUCCGAUAGUCAGUCUCAGAGAAAACGCGUAACGACUGAGUGCUGUAACAGUAGAUCGCAGUUAAAACGAAUACCUUCGAACUAAAUAUAAUUAUAAAUUGUAAAUAUAAGAGCGGAAAUGAAAAUCAACUGCAUUUUCCAGAAAUAAAUCAUAAUUUGUUGAUGAUAACCGUUGGAAAUAGAUACAAGUCCGCUAGAUGGACUGUGGGGGUAUCAGUUAUUGUUGAUUACAGUCACCACUUGUUUCUGUGCAAAUAGUGCAAGGUAGUGAAGUGAAAGUUGACUGAGUUUUUUAAUCGUUCCGAGAUUUACAUUAUUCGAUUAACUGGUCAUAAUUUUUCGGGUGUUAUAUAGCCGAAAACCAGUUGAAGCUGAAGUUCGAGUAUUGAUUGGCUUAUGGUCGAAAUUUUAAUCGAAAAAGUGAACUGUGUGUAAUAAGAGUGGCAUCCGGCUGGUGUGUUAAGUACACAGGGACCCCGGUUUUAAUCUGGAUCUAAACCUAGAGAAUAUCGUGUUGAGUAGUGCUAGACUGCCAAGAGAUAUUUUAAAGGACCUUUGAAUUUGCUGAAGAAUUGUUGAAGAUAAACAAAGAUGAUUUCCCGGAAUAGUGUUUUCAUCUUAAUCUACUUGGCUGUGGUACUUCGUCUGGAAUUGACUGCAGCAACACCUCUCCCACCUAACAAAGUUUAUGAACGUUCCGUCAAUCCACCCAUUGUCUUCAAAGCGCCAGCAGGAUCAAAUUACUUAGAUAAUUCCAUCAAUCCUGAUUCCCAGAACUUUGCUCUUCGCGAUGUACAUGGGACUAUAACACAGGUGCAGAAGAUAUUGGAAUCGGAUCCCACACUGCCGCGACUGACAAGAGGUGAAAUCGAAGAUCUAUUUGAAGAAGUCACCAAAGAAGAAUAUGAAAAAAGCAUUCAAGCUGGCGACUUAUCACGAGCGAAACAUAUGCGAGCACUAAUGCUUGUGCUUCCAUUUAACGCCAACCAUACAUCUUCCAAUGAUUUACAGGAGCUUUAUAAUCGCCCACCAAUCACCAAGGUCAUCUCUAACGAACCCAAGGAAGAGAAGAAGCAGAAAAUAGUAAUCCCUUCUGGAAAAGUUGAAAUCGUUAACGUGAACAAGCAAGAUCCGACCACCUACAAGCCGAGCUUUAGGAUAAAACCCCUAAAAACAAUACCAGAUCCGACAACCUACCAUCCGAAACCAACAACAGUCAGGACCAUCACUACUGACUAUUUCGUAACUCCUACUCCUCGAACAACCACGACAACGCUAAUCUCAACUCCUUCAAACUCUCCCGUAUUCGCACCUUCCUUCGAAGGAACCCAAAACCGCUUCAGUAGUCACUACAGUUCUGAACAAAGCGAUUUCGAUUCGGCUCCAUUUAAGCCGAUUCCAACAAACUCAAAACCAAUCGAUCCUGAACUAGAGGAAAUCCUCAAAAGUCUGGGAUUCUCGGCACAAUCGCAGUCAAAGAAAAGGUUCAAGCUUGACGAACCACCGCCAGAGGAGUUGAGCAAACGAAUGCUAUCAAGCACAAUUCGAAAAGACGACCUUCCAGAGCCUUUCGCUUUCCUACCUGCCGCCCCAACGAUAUCCGCCCAAGACUUCACGAAAGGUCUCUCCCCAAGUAUUUCACCACGUGAUUUUGGAACAUUCAAACCCAUCCCAGAGGCUUCAGGAGAAGUCCCUGCUGAUCUAGAGACUUACUUGAAGAAAUUCGGACUUUUUCCGCCGUUUGAAAGUCGAUCUCAGAAAGCGCUGAGAGAAUCCCUUACUAAGAUAAGUGACCGAAUUGACGUGAAUGUUGGAGAUGAAGACCGAAAGGACACCAGCAACCCUGAAUUUAAAAAGAACACAUUCAAGCCAUCUGACACCGAUGAGGAAGACUACAAGAAACUUCAAGAACUGUUGAAGACGUUGCAAGAACUUCAACGCUUGAAUUCAACCCUUAAUAAAGACGCCCUGGAGAAACUUGACCCAAGGUAUUUCAACUUGAGUGAAACAUUACUAGCACAAGGACCUAAUCCGAUUCUCGAAAAUGAACUGGAUCUGUCAAAGAACGAAAUCAAGCGUCAAACCGAAAGUCCAGAACCCACGAAAUACAGUCUCGACUUGAACGUUGAUGAAACAAAUCAACCCGCUGAAACCACAACCCCAACAAGUGCUUCAGAAACUACCACAGAAAGUAACUCCAUAUCGAACACCGAAAUCGAUAAAAUAUUCGUCGUCACCCCAGAACCAAAUUUCAAAUUCCCUGCGACAACUGCCACUACAACAACGGAGGAGGCUCCUCGAAAUAACGCUGCUGAAUUAGGUGACUCGUUUGCAGGUGGUUUGGGAGAUGCUGAAAACGCUGAGCCACUACCACCGCCACGGAGAAAUGGAUUCUAUUUCCUGUCUGACUGGAAUUCAUUCCUGGAAGUUGGCGAGGAUCCUGAUAAAAUUAUAGUUCGAUUUGAUCCGAAGGUUGGGGAUCCAAGUAGAUUUAUACCGGUCAAUGUGCCGUAGAUGAAUUUGAAGUGGGGGUAGUCCUACAAUAGGUUUAAAUUGUAGCUUUUAGAUUUAAGACUGCGCUUUUGUACAUAACGAUUUCGGAUAUCAUUUGAUAUCGUUUAGAUUUUAGAGAUUAAAUUAAUAAUGGAAUAUCUAUUAAUUUAUAUUGAAGAGAAGAAUAAAAAUUUUAAUGAAA
Messenger RNA from Hermetia illucens (black soldier fly), 2702 nucleotides. RefSeq lists its product as uncharacterized. The transcript has 4 exons. The record is from RefSeq and is a predicted model, not a curated record. Bases 599 to 2521 code for a protein of 640 amino acids. Lineage: Eukaryota; Metazoa; Arthropoda; Insecta; Diptera; Stratiomyidae.